CCCCCUUGCCCCCCGCCAUGCUGAGUGUGCUGCUGCUCCUGGGCGGCCUGGCCCCCGCCCUGGCCGCUGGUCCCCACUGGACGUACGAGGGUCCCCACGGGCAGCAGCACUGGCACGAGGCACACCCGGAGUGCGGAGGCCGGGCUCAGUCACCCAUCGACAUCGCGACAGCGCGGGCACAGCACGACCCCUCCCUGCCGCCGCUGCUGCCCGAGGGCUACGAGCACCCCGAGAGCCCCCAGCUGACCCUCGCCAACAACGGCCACACCGCCGUGCUGGCGCUGCCACCGUCCCUGCGGCUCCGGGGGCUGCCCAGCGCCUUCGCUGCCGUUCAGCUCCACUUCCACUGGGGCCGGCCCAGGCACGCCGCUGGCGCUGAGCACCUGCUGGACGGGCACCGUGCCCCCGCCGAGAUGCACGUGGUGCACUUCGAUACCGAGCGUUUCGCCGAUGCCAGCGCGGCGCAGCCGCACCCGGGCGGGCUGGCCGUGCUCGGCGUCCUCCUGGAGGUGGGAGACGACCCCCACCCCGCCUAUGACAACAUCCUGAGGCAUCUCGGCAGCAUCCGCUAUGCAGGGCAGACGGUGGCCAUCCCCUCCUUCAGCAUCCGGGAGCUGUUGCCCGAGCACCUGGAGCGUUACUACCGCUACAACGGCUCCCUGACCACCCCGCCCUGCUCCCAGAGCGUCCUCUGGAGCCUCCUCCCGCAGCCCGUCCGCAUCAGCCGCGCCCAGCUGGAGCAGCUCCAGGGAAGCCUUUACUCCACGGAGGAGGGCCAGGAGGAGCCGCAGCUCCUGGUGGACAAUUUCCGAGCCCCGCAGGAGCUGAACCAGCGCCCGGUGCUCGCGUCCUUCCCCAGGGAGCCAGAGGGAUAUUCCACAGGUGAGGUCAUCGCCAUCAGCUUCGGCGUCCUCGCCGGCUGCGUCGCCCUCUUCCUUGCCAUCCACUUUGGGGCCAAGAGGAUGCGGGAGAGGCGGGCGCAGGCACAGGACGUGGUGUUCAAGGCUUCCUCCCGCCACUCGCCCGUGGACACUGGGCACUCCCGCUGACCCUGGUCCGGGCUGGGCUGGGCUGGGAGGGGCUGGCCCACGCCAUCCCCCAGCCCCACUGCAAAUAAAACCCU
Molecule: messenger RNA, 1123 nt
Organism: Serinus canaria (Common canary)
Lineage: Eukaryota; Metazoa; Chordata; Aves; Passeriformes; Fringillidae
Gene: CA14
Product: carbonic anhydrase 14
Cellular component (GO): plasma membrane
Molecular function (GO): carbonate dehydratase activity; zinc ion binding
Source: RefSeq, a predicted model, not a curated record